AUGUCCAAUUGUUCACACCUAUGGCGCUUCAUCCACUCGUUCAAGAUCUCUGUAACCCGCCUGAGCUGUGGAGUGACCUAUCAAACUGUCCAACACUUUCUCGAUGCGGCCGCUAUCACUGAGACCGACAGUGCGGAUACUAAAGAGACCUCACCCAAUAUUGCAGCACGAAUGAACUGCCAAGAUGCACUAGCAGGAGCCGUGGGAUUUGGUCCUGUCAAGGUGGUAGAGCUCCUUCUUAACCACAGGUACGGUGUCAGUCUCUACAGCCUCGACGAAGUGAACACUUCAGCGUUGCAUAUAGCGACUCUGAACGGGAGUUCGGACGCUGUGCAGAUGUUACUCGAUUAUGGAUUUGAUCCUAACUUCAUUGACGACGAGGGAGACGCACCCAUUCAUGCCGUAGCCAGACUUCAUAGGUGCAAAGGCACCGAUCUCCCAAAAGACUACGGUUUCAUGUCAUCGUGGAUUGCGGUAUUCUUAGACCACACCACCCUGGUUGACCUUUUACUGAAACAUGGUGUGAACCCCGAUGGCCUGGAUGAAAAUGGAAAUCCGCAAGAGCCCAUGCCGAUUGAGGAGUUCCGUGAAAUGAUACAUGAGAAGGUGUCAGACUUCUCCGACCGUCUAGCGAGGGUGGCUUACGAAGGUUAUCUCAAUUGUUGCAUGCCACUGUGCAUUGCUGCAUUUUUGGACUGCGAGGGAGCCGUCGGGCUCUUACUGGAACAUGGGGCGAACCCAAGUGUCAAGGACCCGAAUGGUGAGACACCACUUCAUCUAACAGUUAGAGACAAUGACUGUGCGAUUGCUGAGCGUGUUAUCAAGAAAGGCGCCUCUCUGAAGUCUCGGGAUUGUCAUGGCUUGACUCCCGUUGAGGGCUUUGCGUUUUGGUGGUCACAAGAUGCACGAAUGGUCAUCAAGAGCCAUGGCUACGCUAUCGGUAUCCUGGGGACCGGCACAGACGCAAGUCUCACUACAUUUCAGAACUGUGAAGAGACAGUCAGACUCCUUUUAAAACGAAUGGCUGAUCCCAUUCCUAAAGACUCAUUUGGCCAAAUUCCACUUCACAUGGCAUGCUCUCUUCUUGGCCACGUUGCCGAAGAUGCAUUUGAGAUCUUGCUUGAAGCCAGCUCUGAUACCGAUUCCAGAGACAUCAAUGGUGAGACACCACUAUACCAGGCGGCACGAGCCGGCUUUUACGGGGUACUCCGUAUGCUGUUAGCGGAUAGCCGGGCAGACUUUAUGGCAAAGAAUAAUCAUGGCAAUACAGCAUUGCACUUGGCAGUGCUGAGUGGGCGUCGAGAAAAGGGUGAUGAAAUGAUCCGGGAGGUGCGUAAAGCCGGUAUUGAUUGCAGCAUGGUGAACAACGAUGGUCAGACUGCUAUGGAUAUAGCGGAAGACACCAUCAUUGCAUUAGCUUGUGAGUUGACUGAAGAAUCAGACGAACGUGAGUCCGAAGAAAGUCCACAGCCGUCUUGA
Messenger RNA from Penicillium coprophilum, 1479 nucleotides. RefSeq names its product ankyrin repeat domain-containing protein. Gene Ontology annotation, cellular component: cytoplasm; nucleus. Lineage: Eukaryota; Fungi; Ascomycota; Eurotiomycetes; Eurotiales; Aspergillaceae. Gene Ontology annotation, molecular function: protein binding. The transcript has 5 exons. The record is from RefSeq and is a predicted model, not a curated record. The coding region runs from base 1 to 1479 and encodes 492 amino acids.